UUCAACCUCGACGCCCCUAUUUAAAAUCUCUCCUCUCUCAUUUUUUAGGGUUCUCGGCGGCUGCUAGGGUUUACUCUCUCUCCAAUUACAGGUAAGCGAUGGCUCCUCCGCAGCCAAACAGUGGGCUUUUUGUAGGGUUGAGUAAAGGACACGUGGUGACCAAGAGGGAGUUGGCUCCUCGCCCUUCGAGUAGAAAAGGGAAAACUAGCAAGAGGGUGCAUUUUGUUAAGAACUUGAUCAGGGAAGUUGCAGGGUUUGCUCCUUAUGAAAAGAGAAUCACUGAAUUGUUGAAAGUUGGAAAGGAUAAGCGUGCCCUGAAAGUUGCAAAGAGAAAGUUGGGAACCCACAAGAGGGCCAAGAAGAAGAGAGAGGAGAUGGCCAAUGUCCUCAGGAAAAUGAGGUCUGCUGGUGUGUCCGAGAAGAAGAAAUGAUGGAACUUUCUUUCAGAAACUCAUUCGAAAUCCCUCUUGGGUUUUGUUUUUUUGUUUGAAGAGUUCCUUACUCACUUGCUUGUAGGGAUCUUUAUUAGAUGAUUAAGUAGUUUGUUAGUGAGGAGUAUCUGGUAAUAUCUUGUGGAUUGCAUUGUGAAAGGAUUCUGUUGUUUGGUUCCUUUGAUGAUUCUAGUUAUGUUUUUCAGUGAAUUUAUGUAUCAAAUUUUGAGAUAUGAUGUGUUUGUUUGCAAGUAA
This is a messenger RNA of Asparagus officinalis (garden asparagus), 686 nucleotides long. Its product is annotated as 60S ribosomal protein L36-2-like. Lineage: Eukaryota; Viridiplantae; Streptophyta; Magnoliopsida; Asparagales; Asparagaceae. The record is from RefSeq and is a predicted model, not a curated record. Gene Ontology annotation, biological process: cytoplasmic translation. Bases 99 to 431 code for a protein of 110 amino acids. The transcript is spliced from 4 exons. Gene Ontology annotation, cellular component: cytosolic large ribosomal subunit; ribosome. Gene Ontology annotation, molecular function: structural constituent of ribosome.